Zygosaccharomyces rouxii is the source of this 2871-nucleotide messenger RNA. RefSeq names its product U5 snRNP GTPase SNU114 (gene SNU114). The transcript has a single exon. Gene Ontology annotation, biological process: mRNA splicing, via spliceosome. Bases 1 to 2871 code for a protein of 956 amino acids. NCBI's taxonomy places the organism in Eukaryota, Fungi, Ascomycota, Saccharomycetes, Saccharomycetales, Saccharomycetaceae. The record is from RefSeq and is a predicted model, not a curated record. Gene Ontology annotation, molecular function: U5 snRNA binding; GTPase activity; GTP binding. Gene Ontology annotation, cellular component: U4/U6 x U5 tri-snRNP complex; cytosol; U2-type catalytic step 2 spliceosome.
AUGGAUGAGUAUGAUGAGUUUGGAAAUCCGGUAGAGAAUGAACAGACAUCUCUUGCGGUGAAACCAGAGGAUACUGAACCUCUAGUGGAACAAGAGCCGGUUGAUAAUGAAGGUGAUGAUCACGGUGAUGAUGAACAAGAAGUGAACAGGAACCAAGAACAGGCGCUAGUACCGUUGCAAGAUGCAUAUGGUGAUGAUGUGGAAGUGUUAGUGGAGACCGAAGACAACCAAGAUGCUGACGUACCACUUGUAGAAGUUGCGAGGGAACAUGAGAAAGGUCCUGACUACUCAGUAUUCACACAUUUGAAAAAGCAUGUUCCUAGAGCAGCAUACGAUAGAGAUUACAUGUUGGGUAUGUUAGAAGCUCCAGAAAGGAUAAGAAAUGUAGCUGUUGUGGGCCCAUUGCAUUCUGGUAAGACUAGUCUAGUGGAUUUAUUGGUAAUGGAAUCGCAUCAAAAUCUGCCGCAUAUGAGUCGUAGAAAUCAACUGGGCUGGAGUCAGAUGAGAUAUAUGGAUAAUACGAAAUUAGAGAUUGAGCGUGGAUUAUCUUUGAAAAGUAACGGUAUCACAUUCCUUGGUUUUGAUUUGGAUACUAUAUCUUUUCCCAUAAAUUUGUUAGAUGCUCCAGGACAUGUGAACUUUAUGGAUGAGACAGCAGUGUGUUUACAAGCUGUAGAUUGUGCACUAAUUUGCAUAGAUGUUGUAGAAGGUGUUACUUCUGUGGUAGAGAACUUGAUCAAGUACUGUCAACGAAGUGGAUUGGCUAUGGUAUUUGUUUUGAAUAAAUUGGAUAGAUUGAUCUUAGAGCUAAAACUGCCACCUCUAGAUUCAUUUUUGAAGCUAAUGCAUAUUGUUGACCAAAUUAAUCAUUUUACGGUGGAUAAGUUUUCACCAGAACUAGGCAAUGUAAUAUUUGCCUCAUCUAAAUUGGGAUUUUCAUUCACUAUUCAAGAGUUCAUACUAUAUUACUAUAGUCCAAAGCUUCCGGCGGAGAAAUUACAAGGAUUCAUUGAACGUAUGUGGGGGGAUAUUUAUUUCGCAGAUGGUAAAUUUAGCUCUACUCCAAGGCCCUCAAAAAAUCCGACAUUCGUGGAAUUCAUAUUACUGCCAAUUUACAAAAUUAUCACACAUACUCUUUCAAAUGAUACACAGGAGUUACAAAAUAUCUUGAGACGGAAUUUCGGAGUUCAUUUACGUUCAGAAUUCUUCAAAUAUGAUCCCCUGCCGUUGUUAAAGCAUGUUUUAGAACUGGUCUUCAGGAAACAGACUGGGUUGAUUCAUGCAUUAGUUCAUAACUGCGAUCCCAUUGCAACCACAUCUGUUAAGCUAUCUCAAUCUUUACAGAGUCCAAUUGAAGAUGAUCAAAUUUUCUUGGCACAUGCACUCAAGACUAUGGAUUAUGGCGGUUCCGAAUGGGCGCUAGUUCGUAUUUACAGAGGUCAACUGACACGAGGUAUGCAAGUGAAUGUCAUAGAUUCAAGCCUUACAGUUAGCGGUAAUGACCAGGAUGAAGAAUAUGAACAGUGUAAGAUUGAACAAUUGGCUCUUAUGGGUGGUAGGUAUAUCUUCCCCGUGGUACAAGCGUCAGUGGGUCAGCUCGUUCUAGUCAAGGGCCUAUCAGAUGCAUUUACGAAAUCUUCUACUUUAUACUUGGGGCCCAACACCCAGUUACCGCUGUUUAAACCAAUUGAUUACAUCAAUGAACCAGUGGCAAGAGUUGUCAUACAACCUCUGCAUCCAAAGGAACUUCCCAAACUGCUGAGCGGUUUAAAUAAAGUUAGCAAAUAUUAUCCCGGUGUUGUGGUCAAAGUGGAGGAAUCUGGUGAGCAUGUAAUAUUGGGUUGUGGUGAAUUGUACUUGGAUUCUUUGCUGUACGACUUGAGAAAUAACUACUCAAAGAUGGAAAUCAAAAUUUCGGAUCCAUUAACUGUAUUUGCAGAGAGUUGUGCAGGUGAAUCCUUUGCUGCCAUUCCUGUAAAUUCAAUCAAUGGCACUGUAUCCAUAAGCGUGGGUGCGGAACCUUUGACUCCUAAACUAGUUGACGAUCUAUCUCAAAACAAGAUUGCUUCGGAUGUGUUUGCGAAUAACAGAAAGUUAUCUAAAAUGCUAAGGUCCGAAUACGGCUGGGAUUCCUUAGCCGCCAGGAACGUUUGGUCCUUCCAGGAUGCAAACGUCUUUGUCGAUGACACUUUACCUAAUGAAACUGAUAAAGAAAUUUUGUUACGUUGCAGACCACAGUUAAACCAGGGUUUUAAAUGGGUGAUUAGAGAGGGUCCAUUGGCCAACGAACCAAUUCAUGGUGUUCACUUCAAAUUGUUGUCGGCCGAAAAUUUAGAGAAAGUCUCAGGAGGUGGUCAAUUAAUCCCUAUGGUACGUAGAGCAUGUUACAUUGCUCUAUUAACUGCUACCCCAAUACUAUUAGAACCCAUCUACGAGGUGGACGUCAUAGUGCAUCUCAAACUAUUAUCAAUUAUCGAAGAAUUAUUUGCGAAACGAAGAGGUGGAAGAAUCUAUAAGACUAGUAACAUAGCAGGGUCGCCAUUGAUGGAAAUUAGAGGGCAGUUGCCAGUAAUUGAAUCCGUCGGGUUUGAGACAGAUCUAAGACUAUCUACGAUGGGGGCCGGUAUGUGCCAAAUGCAUUUCUGUAAAAAGAUCUGGCGAAAGGUCCCAGGUGAUGUAAUGGACGAACAAGCAGUCAUAUCAAAGCUAAAACCAUCGCCAAUUGGCAGUUUAAGUCGAGAUUUUGUCAUGAAGACGAGACGCCGUAAAGGUAUAUCUAAUAGCGGCUUCAUGUCAAAUGAUGGACCCUCAUUGGCCAAAUACAUCGAACCAGAAUUGUACACAAGACUAAAAGAAAAUGGACUGGUAUAA